AUGGUAUGCACCGCCUGCAAUGUCCUGGCACCAGCAGCAGGAGGCAAGAAGCAAAAGAAGAAGUGGUCGAAGGGCAAGGUCAAGGACAAGUCCAACCACGCCGUCGUCCUCGACAAGGGCACCUCCGAGAAGCUCCAGAAAGACGUGCAAUCCUACCGCCUCAUCACGACCGCCGUCCUCGUCGACCGACUCAAAAUCAACGGCAGUCUUGCGCGAGCGGCGCUCAACGAUUUGGAGGAGAAGGGCGUGAUCAAGAGGGUGGUGAGCCACAGUGCGGGCAACAUCUACACUCGCGCGGUCGGUGGCGGUGCUGAUUAG
Messenger RNA from Neohortaea acidophila, 318 nucleotides. RefSeq names its product ribosomal protein S25. The transcript has 4 exons. Gene Ontology annotation, cellular component: cytosolic small ribosomal subunit. Gene Ontology annotation, molecular function: structural constituent of ribosome. The record is from RefSeq and is a predicted model, not a curated record. NCBI's taxonomy places the organism in Eukaryota, Fungi, Ascomycota, Dothideomycetes, Mycosphaerellales, Teratosphaeriaceae. The coding region runs from base 1 to 318 and encodes 105 amino acids.